This is a messenger RNA of Talaromyces amestolkiae, 870 nucleotides long. RefSeq lists its product as uncharacterized. The record is from RefSeq and is a predicted model, not a curated record. NCBI's taxonomy places the organism in Eukaryota, Fungi, Ascomycota, Eurotiomycetes, Eurotiales, Trichocomaceae. The transcript has a single exon. The coding region runs from base 1 to 870 and encodes 289 amino acids.
AUGGCGGCUGUUAAGACUCCAAUGUCUAUCAGUGCGCUACUGAAUCCGCAGCAACAGAAUGCAGGUAUCAACACAUCGCAACGUCUCGACCUCCCACUGCGACAAAUGCAACUCGACGACACGAAUAGCAUCCACUACAAACAUGCUGAAAACCGACAUCAAACUUCAAAAAGAAUACACUAUGACAGCAGCGAGGGACACCGAUCACCAACAAUCAUCGACGACAGCAACAAGAUCCAACAGCAAGGCUCAGCGGGAUACCGUUAUGAACGCUUCGACUCCGUUUCCAGCACCUCCUCAACCACAAUAAGUGAACGCCGAAGAGCGCCUCGACCCAAAUACACCGACGAAGAAAUGUACUUCAUUUGGUACCACCGCGUAGACCUCGAUGAAGAAUGGCGAGAUUGCACAGAUGCCUUCAACAAGCAAUUCCCUGGCCAGGGACGCUCCGAACGAAACACGCAGGGCAUCCAAUGCAAAUUCUACCGUUUUAUUAACGCCAAAAAGUGUCCUACGGUACGGGAGCAGCGACGACUGAAGGAUGGAGAGUUUAUGGCUCGAGGCCGAUCGACGCGAGAGAGGCUGUUGCCCAAAUUUGGCGUUGUGGAGUGGUGUCAUGUUUGGUACCCCUGGAUGAGGGCUGAGCAUGCCAUUGCUGGUCUUCAUCCUGGUCCGCCAUUGCAUUCGAUUGAGCCGCUGCAACAUAAUCAGAGCGGUCAAAAAGCUUCGGAUGACAAGCAGAUGAUGAGGACGUAUAGUCAGUCAUCGAUUUCGUCAACAGCGUCGAUUUUGUCAUCAGAAGCGUCGACGCCGGAGCCGUAUACGCCUAGCUCUUAUUCGGACGAUGAAGAGGAGAUGAUGGUUGCUUGA